AUGAAACUCCAGUCUCUGCUCCGCCCCAUGAAUGAAAGAAGUAUGGCCACGAGAGUUGUUAACCUCUCGAAAAGGAAUCUCCUACCGGCUGAAAUCAACCUCCUGUCUAAGGGAAUAGGAUUUAAUCCCACGGAUGCUACACCUACCAACUUUCUAGCUGGUCUCGAAUCCAUUCUACUGACCUCCGUCCUGCCUGAAGACAAGCGCGCGGACAUACGCAGCUGUGCCACUGGUAUCCUCCGGCAAAAAAGACACCAGCAAACUCUACCGGCCGAAGAAGCGCAAGGAUUGCGAGCACUGAAAUCGGACCACAGCAUCGUUGUUGUUCCUGCCGACAAAGGUGGCGCUACCGUCAUCAUGGACAAAACUGACUACGUCAACAAGGCGAAUAUAAUCUUCAGUGACACGGAUUCGUACACCAUUCUCACCGAAGACCCAACGAAAAAGCAAGCCGCAGCCAUCAAGAAAAAGGUUAAUGAGCUUGCUCGUCUAAAAGUCAUAGGUCCAGAUGACUCAAAGUUUAUGACCCUCAGUGAUCCCCAUGUCGCACACGCAUACGGUCUCCCAAAGGUUCACAAAAUUGGUGCCCCAUUGAGGAUUAUAGUACCGCUCAUCGGAUCCCCUACCUACAAUUUAGCCAAGUGGCUGUACAAGCAUCUGAAGUCGCUAACUCACGGAUCUCGCUACAGCAUUAACAGCUCCCACGAAUUCCUCAACCGGAUUGACGGCCUCAAUGUAAGCACUGAUGAAUGCUUCUUGUCGUUUGACGUCGUUGCCUUAUUUUCUUCUAUACCGCACGACUUGGCAAUUGACUGCGUAGCCCAACGGCUACAGGACAAUCCUGUUGGUAUCCCAACGCACCACGUUAUAGAACUGCUCCAACUGUGCCUUAAGAACUAUUGUAAGUUCGACAAUAAGUACUACCAACAGGUGAAGGGAAGUCCAAUGGGCUCCCCAAUAUCCGUUCUACUCGCCGAACUAGUGCUACAGCGACUAGAACAUGAGGUUUUUCAAACUCUCAACCCCCAAAUGUGGCUCCGCUAUGUAGACGACACCUUUGUCGUAAUAAAGAACCGCGACGUCGAAAGGCUACAUCAGAGGCUGAAUGAAGUCUUUCCGGCCAUACAAUUUACCCGCGAAGAGGCAGUAGGAGACAGUAUGUCGUUUCUGGACGUGAAAAUACAAAGGCUGGAUGACGGUAACCUCGCAACCAGCGUCCAUAGAAAAGGGUCUGAUUCUGAGAUGAUCCUCAAUUAUAGAAGCAAUCACCCUGCGGCUCACAAAAGAAGCUGCGUCCGAACCCUCUUCCACCGAGCCUACCGGUAUUGCAGCAAUGA
Molecule: messenger RNA, 1337 nt
Organism: Spirometra erinaceieuropaei
Lineage: Eukaryota; Metazoa; Platyhelminthes; Cestoda; Diphyllobothriidea; Diphyllobothriidae
Source: the annotation of a GenBank genome assembly